UAGGCGUUUUGGUAAUACGUGUUAUGUUUAUUUUAAUAGUGAAUUAAACUGUUGUUGCUACAUUGCUGCGUGUAAAAAUGAAAUUUUUAUAUAUAUUGUUUAUAAUGUGGACUAUAGUUCAUUGCGAUGAACACACACAUUCCUAUAAAGAUGGAGAACAAGUAGUGCUUUGGAUGAACACCGUGGGUCCGUACCAUAACCGACAAGAGACAUAUGCCUAUUUUUCGCUCCCGUUUUGCGUUGGCACUAAAGUCACUAUUGGACAUUAUCAUGAAACUCUAUCUGAAGCUCUACAAGGCGUCGAAUUGGAGUUCAGCGGUCUUGAUAUUACGUUUAAGGAAAAUGUGCCGGCGCAGCAAUUUUGUGCCAUCGAACUCAACGAUCAAACUUACAAAGCUUUCGUUUAUGCUGUCAAAAACCAUUAUUGGUAUCAAAUGUAUAUAGACGAUCUGCCAAUAUGGGGCACUGUAGGUGAGAUUGAUGGAGACCAUUUUUACAUCUGGACUCACAAGAAAUUUGACAUUGGGUAUAAUGGAAACAGGAUUGUUGAAGUCAACCUUACAGCAGAAAACAAAGAACGGCUUAGUCCUGAUGCAAAGAUCCCAUUUACAUAUGAAGUUAACUGGAAGAAGAGCAACAUAAAUUUUGAAGAUCGAUUUGAUAAGUACUUAGAUCCAAACUUUUUUCAACACCGAAUUCAUUGGUUCAGUAUUUUCAAUAGCUUCAUGAUGGUUAUAUUUUUAGUUGGUCUUGUUUCUAUGAUACUCAUGAGAACUCUUCGAAAAGAUUAUGCUAGAUAUUCCAAAGAUGAUGAUCUUGAUGAUUUGGAAAAGGAUCUAGGUGAUGAAUAUGGUUGGAAACAGGUUCAUGGGGAUGUAUUCAGACCUGUACCACAUUUAUCUUUAUUUUCAGCAUUAGUUGGUUCGGGCUAUCAAUUGACUGUAGUAACUUUGGCAGUUAUUAUUUUCACUAUUUUUGGAGAAUUGUAUACUGAAAGGGGCUCACUCUUAUCAACUGCAAUCUUUAUUUAUGCAGCUACAUCCCCAGUCAAUGGUUAUUUUGGAGGAUCCCUGUAUUCUCGAAUGGGUGGUAAAUUAUGGAUAAAACAAAUGUUGUUGUCAGCAUUUUUCUUACCAGUCUUAGUUUGUGGGACUGCCUUUUUUAUUAACUUUAUUGCUAUGUACUAUCAUGCUUCUAGAGCUAUUCCUUUUGGCAGUAUGAUUGCUGUGAUGUCUAUCUGCACUUUUGUGAUUUUACCAUUAACUCUUGUUGGAACGGUACUUGGAAGGAAUUUAGCUGGACAACCAGAUUACCCUUGUAGAAUCAAUGCAGUUCCAAGGCCUAUUCCAGAGAAGAAGUGGUUUAUGGAACCUCUAAUAAUCAUUAUUGUUGGAGGAGUAUUACCAUUUGGAUCUAUAUUUAUUGAAAUGUACUUUAUCUUUACAUCAUUCUGGGCAUACAAGAUCUACUAUGUGUAUGGGUUUAUGUUGCUAGUGUUCUUAAUAUUGAUGAUUGUAACUGUAUGUGUCACUAUUGUUUGUACUUAUUUCUUGUUGAAUGCUGAAGAUUACCGCUGGCAGUGGACCAGUUUCUUAUCUGCAGGGAGCACUGCAGUUUAUGUGUAUUUAUAUUCAUUUUACUAUUUCUUGUUUAAAACAAAGAUGUAUGGUUUAUUUCAAACAACAUUUUAUUUUGGCUAUAUGGCUUUGUUCAGUUUAGCUUUAGGCAUUAUUUGUGGGACAGUUGGCUAUGUAGGCACAAGCAUAUUUGUACGUAAAAUUUACUCUACGGUAAAAAUUGAUUAAACCAUUGAUUUGUAAAUGAAUAUUAUGAUAAAUGCAUUAAUGAAUGAAACAAAAUUUUCAUUCUGAAAUGUUGAAUAUAGCAAUAUUUUUUCAUUAAGUAGCAUAUAGUACAUGUUACUUAUUAUGUUAUUUAGGUUAUUGAAUAAUUAUUGCAAUAUUUGCAUUUAGGAAUUACUGCUAUGUGACAGUUCACAUUCCUACAGUCAAUAUUAAAAUUAAAUGUGUAGAUUUUUUUAAUAUGGUUGCUAACUCAAGCAAUACUAUUGUAAUUAUCACUAUUUUUAACUGGCCUCUAUCUGUUUUAUAUUUAAUUAUCCUUGCAUAUAAUUCUUAUUAAUCACAUUACACUUUAGGUAUAGAGAGUAUGUACCAUUUCAAUCAACCUGUAGUUAAAUUUGAAAAUUAAUUAGUAUUGUUUGUCAUAAAUAAUCGAAUAAUCUAUUGCAGAAUGAAUAUAAUAAACUUGAAAUUUUAUUUUAUGGAAAAUAAAAACCAUACUUCUGGUAACAAACAACUAACAAAAAAACUCAAUUUUUGUUAUUAUAACAUUGCAAAUACUUGUCAUAGUGGCAUCAUGUGAUGAAUAUGGGUUCUGGUAACCACUACACCAAGUGGGUUUUUCAACUCUUGGCAAUCUCACAGGCGCAGCCAAGCUGGUGCCUAGUGUCAGUAAAUUAUUUUAAACAUUCAAGCAGAAUAUGAUGUAGGACUUAGGAAACAUUUUCGAGGUGACUUGAUUGGGAAAAGAUCCCCUGAAAAAUAUAUGGAGAGUUUCAGGCAUGGGCAACAAAAAAUAAAGAAAUGUGUUGGCUUUGAACACCGUUUCAAAUUAUUCUUAAAUAAUUUAUGAAAUAAAAAUAAGCCUGUUUUUGGACUAAAUAAAUUUGUUUUUGUGUAAAAUGUAAAGCAAUUCUAAUAACUAGGUUUGCAAAAGUUACAAUAUCAUCUACCUAUCUGUUUUAAUAGUUCUUGUGUAAAUAUUUUCAACUAUUUAAGAAUAUGAUUAUGUUAAAUUAGGAAAUAGAUGGAUACAUGUCCUUUUGUUAAUAGAUUAAUGUUUUGUAUGUGUGACUUGAUAUUUUAUUUCAGUGACACAGUCUUAUGUUAUAACAAGUAAAAAUAAAAACGUUUUAUUUUAAUUAAGUUAGUCAUGCAUGACUUAAACAAACUAUAUUUCUAACUUUACUAGAUUUUUAAACAGUACUUUAAAUUUUAGUUAUCAUGUUUCAAUCUGAUGUUAAUAAA
Messenger RNA from Bombyx mandarina (wild silkworm), 3050 nucleotides. It is a transcript of the gene TM9SF3, whose product is annotated as transmembrane 9 superfamily protein member 3. Lineage: Eukaryota; Metazoa; Arthropoda; Insecta; Lepidoptera; Bombycidae. Gene Ontology annotation, cellular component: membrane. The record is from RefSeq and is a predicted model, not a curated record. Gene Ontology annotation, biological process: protein localization to membrane.